This is a messenger RNA of Acanthosepion pharaonis, 3303 nucleotides long. The record is from the annotation of a GenBank genome assembly. Lineage: Eukaryota; Metazoa; Mollusca; Cephalopoda; Sepiida; Sepiidae.
AUGACCCGCCGUCCCGGGCAUCCGGUGCAGCAUCGCGCAGGCUGCUUGGCAUCAACAGCCCGGCAAGGGCGUGAUCGCGCCCGCGACGAGCGGCAUUCCGGCAGGUACAGCGGGACCGCGUCCUCGCGCGCGAGAGAUAGCUGCGGCGUAGUUGAACGACAGCCGCUGCCCGUCGCCAGAAGAUACGGCCCGCCACGACCGGCUCGGUUCGUCAUCCACGGGAACCCGGCGGCUAUGGACGGCGCAGGCAACAACGCGAGGCGAUCGGCCGCGCGGUGCGCCUCUCGAGCCAGCUCCUUCUCAUCGAGGCCGAACAGCGGCACCUGCAGAAUAGCCGCCAGCUCAAACACGGUGCCGAUCGCACAACCCGGCUCCCGCGCUCUACCCGCGCAAGCAGCGAUCAGGAUAUUCCCGCGCGUUCGGCAAGGUCCGCUUGUGAUAUGCGCUGCUCCGUCCGCGCAGCGCAAUAGCGUGGGCGGCCAUCAGCAGGUGCAUUUCGGCCCGCUUCACCGCGAUGGUGCGGCUCACGCGAACGCCAACGCCAUGUUCGAUCAUCAGCUCGGCGAGGCGCGCGCCGUCGAUCAGGACCACGCGCUGCGGCAGAUGGCGGACGAGAAGUCGAUCGCGGGCGCGAAGAAGGAGGUGGUGACGAACACGCCCUUGGUCGCGCCGAAGCCGACCGGGCUGCCCACGAAGCCCUGCCGCUCGCACGGAUAUAGAUGCGGUCGAGACCGAGGCGGUCCUCGUCGAUCACGCCGUCCACGCCGCCAUCGCCGCUGCGCCCAGGCUCAGCGCGGCGCCCUCAUGGCUGCCGCCAUAGCCCAUUACGACCAGCAGAUCGACGAUCGCGCGUUCGAAAAAGGCCGGGCUCUGCUCCAGCACGCGCUGGAGCAGCUCCGCCUUCAGCGCCGCAUGGAGGACGCCCUGCGCGGGCGUCGAUCUGCUCCUCAGGCGUGGCCGUCGCGGUGGCGGCAGCUUCGGCGACCGAUGCCUCGGCCGGCGAAGCCUGCCCGUCCCGGCAUAGAACUGCGCGAAGGCGGGAUGGGUCUUCAGCGUCUCAACCGUGAUCGCGCCGCCGGUUGGGUCGCGAGCAGCGCUCUUGCCCUCUUCGCUGGCGACGAAACGGCCGCCCCAGUGGAUGCGGUUGCAGCACGCGCUGGCGUCGCUGGGCAGCAUCUCCUCGCGCUCCGCCUCGGUGAGGCCGAGCUGAUCGGCGAUCGCCGUCGCCGCAUCAGGUACGCGCGUGACGCCUGUGGCGGCGAGGCGCAGCACCAGCAACAUCAGCGCCUGAUAGUCGGGAAUGGCCAUAUGUUCCCUUCCGCUCAGCCCCGGUCUUGCGCCCGCCCGCGCUUCGGCUUGGCGCGGCGGCGCGUUCGGCGCGGAUGCGGUCGAGCAGCACGCUCGCCGGUUCGUCAUUCGGGUCCUGCGGCACCAGCUCGCCGCGAAACGCCUUGGCGAGGAUCGCGGCUUCGAGCCGGUCGAGCAGCGCGCGCACGCGGGCGGCUUCGGCUUCAAGGCGAUCGGCGCGGGCGAAGGCUGCGGUUAUCAGGCACAAUCUCUGGCUUCAGCUGCCGGCGGAACCGGCACCGGGAGCGCCAUCACGCGACGCUUGCUGAUCGACGCGAGGUUCGUCGUCUGCGUACCACGGUCGAUGAAAUAGGCCUGUCCAAACUCGUUGGCAUAAUGCGACACGAACUCGGGCAGAAAUCCGGGUCCCUGAGGCGGACACGAAAGACGUGGUUCUGGUGGAUGCAGCCCGGCACCUCCUCACGCCAGACCUUACGCCCCAGCUUAUCGCGAUCACCGCCCUCGUUCAUGAGGAUGUCGCCAUCCUUGAGCAGAAAGGCGGUCGCGCUCUUCAGCCGUCACGGCGAGCCUCUUAAUUUCGUUCAGCCGCAACCAUCCUCGCUGUACGUUCGCGACGCGGAGGUAGGGAACUUCAACCAGCGUGACACCCGCCGGACGCUUCUUGCCGACCUGAAUACCGCCUUUGAACGUCAGCGAUGUCGGAGAGAGCGGACAGGUCCUCAAUCCCUGCAUCGAACUGCCUUCCCGCGCUCUCCAGUCAGUCGACAAAUCGCCAGCAAACGCGCGGGCCAGUGUUGUUUGACGCAGUUUGGCCACGAGGGCACCGUUCUAACUCUGCCCGUGUGCGGGCGAGGCGGGCCUUCAGGGAAUCCAGCUUCGCAACGAUGCGAUGUUGUUCGGCCCGCGGAGCAGAUCAAUCAGCCGUGCAGCCGAAUCUCGACACCAAGUGGCGGAUCGUCUGAUUUGUCUCGCCAGAAUGACGCCACCGUGAUGAGCGCCCUGCAUCGCGGAUGCCAAUCCAGCCCUGUCGCCAUCCCAGUAUUCCGGUUGUGCCUGCUCGGGGUGUGGCCGGUCCCAAAGUCCGCCACGUCACCGCUCGCCCCGAAUGACGCGAUCCGUUUGCCGCGCGACCGCUCAUUAUUCCGCCGCCUCAGCCACAAUAGGCUCUUCCGUCUCGUCCCCCCAGUUCCGCGACCAGCGCCCGACUUCCUCCAGCGCGGCCAUCAGAUGGCCUUCGAUCGCCGCCGCGAUGUCCUCAGGCGUGUCGAGGCCGUCCUCGGCCUCGGCGCUGGUGUCCUGAGCCAGCCGAUGUCGAGAUUGUCGCCCCGCGCCUCGAGCGCGGCGCGGUCAGCGGCGAAGCGGCCGGUUUCGCCUUCGUCGGUGCGGCGCCGCGCGGCCACGCGGAUCGGCGCCGAACGCCGUCACGAAGUCCUUGAAGUCCGCGCGCUUCAGCAGGUUAGUCUUGCCAUAAGCGGGCGCGCCAGCGCGCAUGUCGUAGAUCCACACCGCACGGUCGCGUCCUCGGCCGGGUCGGCUUCGGCCGAGCGGAAGAUGCCGGUCGGCAGCCGCAGAAUGGUGUACGGGUCACAGCGAUGCAUCAGCAUCCGCCGCAACGCCUUGCCGCGCCCGUCGUCGAACAGGACAUUGUCGGGUACCACCACCGCCGCCCGGCCGCCAGGGCGCCAGCGCGCGGAUGAUGUGCUCGACGAAGGGCAACUGAUAGGACGAGACGCGGUCGGUGAUGGUCAGGUCGUCGCGCGUCGGCGGCCCGCCCGCCGGGCCGAAAGGCGGGUUGCUCAGGAUCAGGUCGGCGCGCUUGAACCGCGCCUCGCUGCCCCCCUGGGUGACAGGGUAUCGCCGGGUCCAGAUGAUCGGGGUCGAUCUUGUGGAGGUGCAGGUUCAUCAGCAGCAGGCGGAGGGUGUCAGGGGACGUUCUCAACACCCCGGAACGCCUCGCGCAGCUGGAACGCCUGCUGGGGCGAAAGCUCGAAAUAG